Suillus clintonianus is the source of this 1522-nucleotide messenger RNA. RefSeq lists its product as uncharacterized. NCBI's taxonomy places the organism in Eukaryota, Fungi, Basidiomycota, Agaricomycetes, Boletales, Suillaceae. The transcript has 3 exons. The record is from RefSeq and is a predicted model, not a curated record. The coding region runs from base 98 to 1390 and encodes 430 amino acids.
AUGUGUGAAUAAUUCUUGGCUCCUCUUCAAACCUUCGUCUUCCUCAAACGUCACCUCCGAAUACCAGUGAUUGAACCUCGCGCUAGCAACCGACAUUAUGCAAACAGAAGUAAAUCUCUUGCCGGCCUCGGAUAUCAUUGCUGCACUGCAGAUCAUCCUACGUUCACAAGUAAUUAUUCCAGACCUCGAAACCUCGUACUCCCGAACCACAUCCCCCAAUUCUAAUCACUGCGCAAUCGAGCUCGAAGACCAGAGCAUCAGCGCCAUCGUCACCGAACGCCAGCAGCAGAUGGACGCGAUUUUGCCCCAGAUCUCAAGCUUGGAAACAGUCAUGGAUAGUGUCCAACAUCUUCACCGGCAACUCGUCGAGCAGAAGAACAAGAUCAUCGAAUCCAUGAUAUUGCACAAGAGACUCGGAUCGGCUCUCUGGCGCUUUCCAACUGAAAUCCUAACCCAAAUUUUUCACCAUUGUCUCCCGCAAAUUCCGCAAUUCGAGGGAUUGCAGCCGCCAUCAGAGCUAGAAGUUCCCAUGCUGUUGACGAGAAUAUGCCGACGAUGGAGGGAGGUUGCUCUGGGCAUGCCCAGUUUGUGGUGUGAGCUGUCUGUGGAUGUUGUCGACGUGAAUUGGCAACGAGCAGCCUUCUGCUAUGAUACAUGGCUCAAGCGAACACGAGGACAUCCGCUCUCGUUAACACUUCAGUUCAACGAAUAUGACCACUCGACCAAGCUACGGCACCUUCUUCAGCCUUACAUCAGUCAAAUCACAUCCCUAUCUGUCGAUUUUUACUACCCCGACACACCUGGACUAGUUAUCCUCCCAGACUUCUUAGCGCUCGAGGAGCUAUCCGUGGUAAUUUGUGCUGUUAUGCUUACUAAUCCUCUACCAGCUAUUGGACACUAUAUCUCGCAAUUGUCCACUCUGCGAAGUUUUAGCGUAACAGGGUUGUGGUUUGACCAUGAGGACUUGUCCUUUUUCGAACCCGUAUGGCCCUGCCUGACAAAUGCCACGAUCGAUAUAGACGGACCAGAAACUGCUCUCCACUUACUCCAGCUAGCUCCCAACCUCUCCUCGUUGACGAUUCACAUGGUGGUCAAUGUCAUCCAAGCAUUAGAGUCAUUCACGCAUAUCAAACUGCAAUCCUUACACAUCACUUGCGAAUCUGAACGCCAAUUAUCCGACCUGCUUAACGCUCUCUCACUCCCCACUCUACGCGUACUCGAUGUUCGCGACGUACUAGAAUGGCCUCACAAGGAGUUCAAGGCAUUCCUGCUGCGGUCGAGGUGUCCUCUGGAGAGCCUGAUCGUCCGUGGUGGAGCGACGACAGAUGAGCAGCGGGCGGAGUAUAUUACCCUUGUUCCUUCGUUCCAAAUUGUAGCGCGAGGACUCUGAUAAGAGUCUUGAUACUUUUAGUUAUUAGACAUGAUCAUGUACUGUUAGCAGAUCUCUCUUCGCAGUUCAAGGUAUUACACUAUUCUUCAGCAUUUGUAAUAGUACCCUGAUCUGCGGGCAUUUGUCUUCCAG